AUGGACGCAAUACCAACGAAGCACAAGGCCCUUCUAGUCAUUGGAUCUAGUAUUUUGAUGUACUGAUUCAACCAGAUUUUAAAAUGGAAACGCGAGAGAGAUCUUUCCAGCACAAGCGAUCUCUCAGAGGAUACUAUUGUUAUGAUAAGUGAGGAGAUUAGCCUUGACCAACCGAAACAAACCAGAAAAAGACUUGGCAAGAAUGCCAUCGCUAGUGGAGAUGAGAGGAGCUAUAGUUUGGCUUUUACCACCAGAAAUAACUGUGUUAUUGAUGCCAGAGAUGAGAUAGUAGUAACUUAUAAUGGGAGACAAGAAGAUUCUUCAUAUUAUGACUCAUCUGUGAUUUCUCCUGAAAGACAUAGGAAAGUAAAGAACACAAACCGUGAGAACAAUGCCAAAUAAAUUUCUGUGAAAAUUAGGGAAAACUAAAUCAAAAGCUGUAAGGAAGAAACUAGCAAUGGAGGAGUAUUAUGCUCAGUUGAAAAACAAAAAGGGUUAUGUAAAAAUUGGACAUCAGAAAUGAAAAGGAAAGGAUAAAUAUUCGGACGCCAAUGGAUGGUGUUCAGACGAGGAUUCGAGCUUAUUUUAUUCUAGACCAAAUAACAAUCUUGAGAAAAAUAAAGUACAAUCAAAAAAAUGACUAGAAACAGGGAUAAAGAUUAGGGAUAAUGAAAAGCCCUCCAAAACUCCACUCAAACUGAUCAAAACCAAGCUCAACAAAAACCCAAAACAACCCCAUUCCCAGGAGAAAGACAUCAAACUACACUACAAAGACCUCUCUAAAAAAGACAACUACGUUUUCUUCGAACUUCUCGCAGCCUACACUAACCAAUACCUCCAAAAACCUUCUAAAAAUCGCCGAAAGACAAUCAAAAGUGACUAAAAUAGCUACUUUU
This is a messenger RNA of Moneuplotes crassus, 896 nucleotides long. NCBI's taxonomy places the organism in Eukaryota, Ciliophora, Spirotrichea, Euplotida, Euplotidae. The record is from the annotation of a GenBank genome assembly.